Ipomoea nil (Japanese morning glory) is the source of this 1013-nucleotide messenger RNA. RefSeq lists its product as uncharacterized. The transcript has 3 exons. NCBI's taxonomy places the organism in Eukaryota, Viridiplantae, Streptophyta, Magnoliopsida, Solanales, Convolvulaceae. Gene Ontology annotation, biological process: positive regulation of stomatal complex development. The coding region runs from base 68 to 637 and encodes 189 amino acids. The record is from RefSeq and is a predicted model, not a curated record.
GGUUGCCCCCACCAAAACCACCUUUUAUGUCGAAAGACAGCAGUGUAGUUUAGUGUUAAGUUGAGCAAUGGCCAACAACGUUAGCCGCCUCCACUCCUCUCUCCUGCUCGUCUUCUUCCUCCUCCUCAUUCUUGCUUCUCAUCAUCUCAUUCAAGGCGCCGCUGAGAGCUCAAGAACUCCAUUGAUUGUUCCAUCCAGAAGAGAAUCCCACUCACAGGGUGGUGGAAGGAGAUGGGUGGACAAGAACACAAGAAGAUUAGUACCGAAUCCCGAGAGUCCCGACCUGUCCCAACCCAGAAGUGUUGGUGUAAGAGAUAAAUUGUUGGACGUGUUUCAACGGUCUAUCAGUUUUUCCAAGAACCCAAGAAGAUUAGAAGUACUGAACCCGAAUCCAAAGAGUCCCGACUUAUCCCAACCCAGAAGUCUGGGUGAAGGAAGUAAAUCGCUGAAUGUGUUUCAAUGGUCUACGGGUUUUCCCAAGAACCCGAGACGAUUGAUGAUAGGGUCAGUGGCACCAACCUGCACCUACAAUGAAUGCAAAGGAUGCAAAUACAAGUGCAGAGCUGAGCAAGUCCCAGUAGAAGGGAAUGACCCUAUAAACAGCCCAUAUCACUACAAAUGUGUCUGCCACCGCUAAUCUCAUCACCCCACUACAAAUUCUUUAAAGUUUUGCUCAGAAGUUCAAUCAGCUCAACCUGCAAAUUAGAGGUUUAGAAGAAAGAGUUGGCAGUGUGUUCAUAGAUUUAAGUUUAUUAUGAUGAGUUGAGGCAAUUCCAACUUGGAUUCAGGUUGCUCGAUAUGGAUUCUGUGAAUUUUUUUUUUCUUUUUGCUCUUUUUCUACGUUGGGAAGAGGUUUGUGAUGUCGUCCUGUUUGUUUAUCAUUUUUGUUUGCAUGUACUAAAGUGAGCUGCAGCGAUAGAUUUGGGUCAGAAGAUAAAUUUACUACAUUGCAUAGAAACAAGUGGAUGUGAGUUACUUAUUGCAGUAAAUAAACCUUGCCAUUUAAAUACAUA